Molecule: messenger RNA, 3729 nt
Organism: Stomoxys calcitrans (stable fly)
Lineage: Eukaryota; Metazoa; Arthropoda; Insecta; Diptera; Muscidae
Gene: omd
Product: integrator complex subunit 5
Exons: 11
Coding region: 141-3185 (1014 amino acids)
Biological process (GO): snRNA 3'-end processing
Cellular component (GO): integrator complex
Source: RefSeq, a predicted model, not a curated record
GUUUAUUCAAACAUUUACGUUACGUUGAUUUGUUAAUUUGUCAUUAUUUGUAAUAGUGACCAUUUCAUCAGUAACGCACUCCUUUAUACAGUUGUCGAAUUGCCCACGGUGGAUUUCGAUCCUAACACCGGACAUCAAAAAUGUUAAAACAACAUGUAUUAGUGGAACUUAAGCAAUUUAUUCAGUCGUUAUCCUCAGUAGGCUAUAGGGGUAAUCCCAAUCUAACAUCUCAUAGCUUGUUACGCACUUCGCUUCAUCUGUUGGAGGAUUUGCCGUCUGCUCGGGAAAUUGUUUUCGAAUACUUUGCUUUGAUAGCUGAAGUAGGAGUGCAGAGCUAUGUAAACACCACAAAUGUCGACCAGCAGACGGGGCUGGUCAUGCAACAACAAAAAAUACAAUCUAAUCAGCAACAACAAGCCCCAAUUUCACAAGAAGAUCCUUGUUUCGAAGUAAUUCAGCAGGCUCUUGAGAAUAUGGUCAGCAAGGGCCCCUCUGCCUGGGGGGCGGUCAUAGCCUCUUGGAGUUUAGACUUGGUGGGAAGUCUAUCGGACAAAUAUAGUAAAAGAACGUCCAUAGGAGCCGCAUGCAAUUACUGGCUGGCCAGCACCACUAUGCGUGGUCUACUGACUUUAAUAAGCAUCUGUUUCCGAAAAUUGACAAAUGCUGAAGCAGAAUCAUGUGUGGAGACACUAUUGGGUGCGUACCAACGAUAUUCCAUGACAUUUGAUUGGGUGGUGGCACGCUUGGGUGGCUGCUUUCCUUCAAAAAUAAUAUCCCAGAUUUUGCAAUGCAGCUUAAAAAAGUUUGCUGAAAAUUAUCCUUGUCGUUUCGAUUCUGAAAUUGGUAUUCUGGAAUAUUUAUGUUUUGCCCACGAACAAGUAUUGCGAGUUUGCUUUAAGGAGCUUCUUCAAGAAGGCUUUCAACCCAAAAAAAAGUUGGACGCCUUAGUUGUACCAUUCAUGUUGGACUUUUGCAAUUAUUCUGAUACCUUACUGCAGAACAUGGUCAGCGUUUUUCUUGAGAUGUAUAAUGAUGAUUUGCGUACAACAAUCACUCAAAAGGCUCCACUCUGGAUGACAAAUCGUACUUUUGCCGAAAUACAGCCUUCAUUAAAUAACUUGGUACUGAGACUGAAAACUCAUGGCGCUCAAGUACUAAUUACUGUUGCCAAAAUGGCCGAUCAAUAUGCAUGGUGUCAGGACUUUUUGGAGUUUUCCUUGCAAGAAUUGGAACAAAUUGUGCUGAAUGCACGUCUAUGUCCAUUAAUGGAUGACUUGGCGACUGAGGAGACGAAAUACAUGUUGUGGAAAAGCUGUUUAAGUACAAACAUAUAUGAACAACAGACCGCAGUGCGACUGCUUUUGAUAGUUUCUACUCAGCAUUCGCAUAUAUAUUAUCAGACAAUAUCGGAGUUACUACGAAAAUCAUAUACUCUUAACCCCUCUGGUUUGGGUGCUGCCAUACGUAUGAUAGGAGGCCAAUCGGGGGUAGUGGAGUUUCCAGAAAUUAAACCGGGAAUUCAAAUGGUCCUUGAGGAUGCUUUGCUUCAGGAACAGUUUAAAAGGGCACGACUGGCAACAGCAUCCGAUGUGUCGGAGGCAUUGAAUAUUUUUAAAAAUCUUAAUACUAUAACAAAAAUGGAAAAGAAAAAUACUUUCUUUAGCAUCAGACAACAUCAGAUGAGUACAGCCCUAAACGAAUGUCUUCCAAAAAUACUGCAAAUAUUGGAAGUAACUUUAAACAAACUCAUUCUUCGAAUGGAUGCAGAUGCCAAUGAGCGCAGUCAGGAGAAAUUUCGCGAUAUCCAAAAUCAAACCAACAACAAUACGAUACAUGUUUAUAACUCCCACAAGAAGCAAAAAUUAGGUGUAGUGUCAGUGGACCAUAGAGAAGAGGACGAAGACUCGGAUUAUAUAGCAACACGUUUGACAUUAGCUCACACAAUUAUUGAUCUUUUGAACACCAUUGAGGCCGGGUCAAAAACACAAGUUAUAAGAACAACCGAGAUUUUGAAAUUGGCUGUAUUAAGUGUUAAGUAUUUCUUUAUAAGUCUUAAGGAACAAUCAUCGACUUUACGCCUGGCAGCCGUUAAUCGUGUCUAUGUCUUAUUUCAACGUCAGUGUCGAGCCCGAAAAUCAUCACGAUCUGCUUGUUUACGGGAACUUAUCGAAGGAGCCUUGUUUUACUACGGUUACCUAUUUGGGCAAUAUGAAGAACCCAUUGUAGAUGAACUUUUAAUUCCUGAACAUGAAAUGAUAUUGGUGCAGAAUCAAAAACAAAGCUUUGGACCCAACUCCAAUCGUUCGAUACUGCAUGCAGGAGUAAUUGGUCGAGGUCUACGGCCAGAAAAUAUGCUUAUGGGUGAACGGUGUCCACCAGAGAUGCAAAGCUUAUUUUUAAAAGCUCUAGAAAUGUGCUGUACCGAUGGUGAUCGCCAGGUGAAUACAGAGCCCUAUUCAACAAUAUCAUUGUUGUUAGUUGAAAUGGUGUCUACCGAUGUCAUGUACAAUGGUCUACCAUUUCCCGAUGAAGAAUUCACUAAAGUAACCAUGGAAAGGGAUUUAUUAAUAAGAAGGGCUUUCCUAACCUCGCCUAUUUUGUGGGCCCUUUUAGGUUUCAUAGCCACCCAUAGGCCAGCGCUUUGCAUCUCAUCGGUGUUACUGAGAGCUCUAUGCGCUACAUGUCUACAUCAGUGGAGGGCAAAAAAUGUAAACAAAUAUGAUACAUACAACCUAAAAGGUGAACUGCUGCAGUCGACUAAAAAUCUAUUGAAAGUUUUGUCCAUGGGACAGUUACUGCCACCACCCCUGUCCAAUCUGCACAAUAUUAUUGAACAUUUUGAACCAUCAGAGGUUGCUCUGCUCCUUAAGGAAUGUGUAUGGAAUUACAUGAAAGACCAUGUACCCUCACCACCUUUAUUCCAUGUUGAUAAUAAUGGCUUGCAUUGGCGUAAUGCUCAACUUAACAAGAUUCCUCCACAGUACGUGGACACAUUGAGAAAUUUAAUGCAAAAAAAAUUAACUAAAUUGGGCCAGCAUUACCACCAAAUGUUUAUUAUGCCCGAAGUAGUUAAUUUAACGACAAAUGCAAAUCUACCUGCCAUGCCACAAAUGCGUACUAUGCCUACAGUUGUAUUGCCAACUUCAGCACCGUCAGAAGUUAUAGACUUAGAUAAAUCCAUUUGAUGUUAAAAUUACCGUAAUUUUUUUUGUUGGAUGUUGGCUGAAUUUGAGGAAAAUUUAAUUUUAAUAUCUGAGAACGAUCUGUUUCGCAUUUCUCAAAUAUCGAAAAGGCAAUCAACAAAACAAGGAAAAAAAUACCACGUGGCGCAAAACUUCUUUGAUUUUAUUAAGAUGAAAAAGUUAUGAAAUUAACACAUAUCAUCCGCAUAAAAAUGUCACGCUGUUUGGAAGUGGGAAACGGAAAGUGAAACGAAAGGGAUAUAAUAAUUUUGAAUUGUUCCUAAAAGCGAAGAAAAGUGAAGUAGAAAAUAAACACGAAUACCAACGAGAUGAUUUAAGCGAAGUUUUAGCAACGCAUAAUAAGAUUCUGAUGUCUACAGUUGGCGUCAAAGGACUCGUUUCAACAAUAAGCCCCACCGAGCAGAAAGGUAUUUCUAUCAUCUUCUUUAAGGGUAUUUGGACGUAAGAUUCAAAUAUAUAAAUCACAUACAAAGCAACGAACCCUAGUAUGACCACCAAUAAAAUUAGAAUAAUAUUUGAGUAUCAA